This is a messenger RNA of Hevea brasiliensis (rubber tree), 3429 nucleotides long. Its product is annotated as two-pore potassium channel 3. NCBI's taxonomy places the organism in Eukaryota, Viridiplantae, Streptophyta, Magnoliopsida, Malpighiales, Euphorbiaceae. Gene Ontology annotation, cellular component: plant-type vacuole membrane. Bases 247 to 1572 code for a protein of 441 amino acids. The record is from RefSeq and is a predicted model, not a curated record. Gene Ontology annotation, molecular function: potassium ion leak channel activity. The transcript has 2 exons. Gene Ontology annotation, biological process: stabilization of membrane potential; potassium ion transmembrane transport.
AUUAUCAUUAUCUUAAAUCGUACAAACUAUAAAUUUAUCAUCUAAAAUUUUGAAGUUCGAAAAUUUUGUAUUACCAGUUUUAAGUUUGGUGUCAGCUGACGUUUGAUUUGAGAACUCUUUUCUAAAUCUUCGUUUUUGAGCCUCUGGAACUCCUAGGAUGGCUCUCCAACAAUCAAGCUUCCUCGUCUUGUAUUUCCUUCUUAUGUGUAACCCCACUCUCUUUCUAUUUCUGCUUUUUCGCUUUGGAUGAUGUCUGAACCUCUGUUGCUUCCGCAAUUGUCUGAUUCUUCACUUUCCUAUUCAAUCCUACACGGUUUUUCCUCCAAAACCGCCAAAGAUUUAUCCUUUUUGGUGUCCCAGAUGGAGAAAGAGCCCCUACUGUCAAAUUACAGCCCAAGAAGGAGAACGUCUCAACUGUCAUCGUUGCUCUCCACUCUCCCCGAGCAUGAUGAAGUCUCUCUACCUAUGCCGCUUACCCCUUCAGUUCUCAAAGAACGCCUUAUUUUUGGCCCUUCUGCAGCCUCUUCUAGUGACCCUUCUCCCAUUGUUGAGGCCUUGACUCUCUCUCUCAACUCUCCAAAGCAGUCGUGUUCCAAUCCAGAAUUCAACGCAAUCCCUCAAGAAUUGCCGCUUCUACAGCAACAACAGUCUUGGUUGAUCGACCCCAAUUAUACAUGGACCAAGACUAAUCUCCACAGGUCCAAAACAGCACCGGCUAUGGCUGCCAUCAAUGAUACUCGUCAUCCUCGUAUACCCAAGCUUCAGUUUGCCACUCAAUCGAUAGUUCGCCAAGCUUUUGUUCUGUUGAUAUUAUAUUUGUCUUUGGGUGUGGUAAUAUAUUGGUUGAAUCGUGAUAAUUUCGUUGCGAAUGAAACACAUCCAGUUGUUGAUGCUUUGUAUUUUUGUAUAGUAACAAUGUGCACUAUCGGUUAUGGGGAUAUCACUCCAAAUAGUACUACCACGAAAUUGUUUUCUAUAUUGUUUGUCUUGGUUGGAUUUGGAUUUAUUGAUAUUUUGCUUUCUGGGAUGGUUAGUUAUGUGCUUGAUUUGCAAGAGAAUCAUUUAUUGAGGAAUGUUAAGCGAGUAGCUGAUAUGGAAGCUGCAGGUUCUAUCAUAAUUGAUGUGAAGAAAGGAAGAAUGAGGAUAAGGAUGAAGGUAGCGUUGGCAUUAUGUGUAGUGGUUCUGUGUAUUGGAAUUGGUGUUGGCGUCAUGCAUUUUGUCGAGAAGCUUGGGUGGUUGGAUUCUUUUUACCUCUCUGUUAUGUCAGUUACUAAUGUUGGUUAUGGUGACAGAGCAUUCAGGUCAUUGACAGGUCGUAUUUUUGCCUCCAUUUGGUUGCUUGUGUCAACGCUUGCUGUGGCUAGAGCGUUUUUAUAUUUGGCUGAGGCAAGAGUGGAUAAGCGUCAUAGGAGGAUGGCAAAGUGGGUCCUUGGCCAAAACAUGACCGUCUCUGAGUUUCUUGCUGCUGACAUUGACCAAAAUGGCUUUGUAAGCCCCAAUUUAUCUCUUCGAACACCAAGCAACUUCCCAAUUUUGGACUUUCAACUCCUUUCCUGUAAAAUCUACAGAUGAUUAUUGUAAUGCAGAUGCUCUAAAGCCAAUUAACAAGUACUUGUAUAUUCAUUGCGCCUAGAAACUCUUAGAGCUUAGUCAGGAAAAUGAUACUUCAUGUCAUGUGCUCUAGAUAUAGGAUUAGGAAUUAUGAACUAUGAAUUACAGAAAUGAAUUUCUGCCAUUCUUGGAGUAUAAACUUAUUGUAAUCCACACACACUAUACUUUGGCAAUUUAAUCUCCUCCUUGUCCUUGUGGUUAAUGGGAAUUGCCAUAAGGCCCCAUGUUGUCCUGCCCCUACCUUUUUGAAUCCUAACCCUAAGUCCUAACCUAAAAUUAUCUCAUUUUAGAUUUAUUUUUCUCAAACCGACCGUAACAUAUAUAAAAUAAUUGAUGAAGAGUAGCAAGUUCAGAUUUUGGAGACAUCUCUACCUAUUUGAGGUUAAUAUACAUCACACCAAAAUUAAAAUACCAAAAUGAUCUUCCACUUUGCAGAAUCUAGCACUUAGAUCCAAUAUGGUGCUGGUCUAAUUUUUGCUUAGUAAAUUAGUAGCAAAAAAACUUUUUUUGGACCCCAGUGGCAAUGGAUGGAAAUAAAAGGGUCAAAAGUGUGGAAGAAUUUCAUGAGGGCCAAACCUCAUGAACUUUUAUGUAAAACUUCCAACAUCUAUAGAAAAAUUUGUUGAAAAAAUGGAUCGAGCUUAAUUCCUCCCUAAAAGGCAUGUUAUGAUGAGAGGAUUGCUAAAAUCAUAUAUGAAACGUUUUUACCUAAUACCUAGCCGAUAUGGGACUUAAAACAUCCCCUCAUAUCCAAGACUGGAAGUUAAGAGCGUGAAGUUUGCAAGACAGGACUUCUGCAGAUGGCCCAAGGUCAAGACUUUGGUUGGUGUCGAUGUUGAUAAAAUGUUGAUAAAAAUGGAUCAGGCUUAACUUCACUCCAAAGGGCACCUUAUGGGGAGAGUAUUGCCAAGUUAUAUUUGAAACAUUUUUACCCAAUACGCAGCCAGUGUGGAACUUAACAAAAACUAAGAUGAUGGAAUAGGAGUACCAAAUUCCCAAUAUGUGUUUGAUGGUAUUAGAGGUAAAUUUGGUGAUGCUUAGUAGAUAUUAAGUGUAUGCCAUUAAAUGGUUAACAUACUGAUUAUGGGUGUAUCAGUUGAUGUUUAAUUUAAUGGUUUGAUAAAUUUAGGGACAAGAACUUACUUUUGUUUCUUUUGCUUGUCACAUACCUUGUGGACCUCUUUAGGAGAGCUUUGAUGUUUGACCAUAUAUUUGGAUAGUUUUUUUGCCUUUAUUAUCAUAUUAAUAGAACAUGGCAAAUUGUUUUUCAAUACGAUCCUUUUGUUCUAUAGUUGAUUUGGCAUCCUUUUAAUCUUCUCCUAAAUAGGGAUUCCUUUUGAAAUCUGGUGAUGAUCUGUUCUAUUUUUCUUCUUUUCAUCUUUGACUUCAUUUAAGGCAGUAUGAAUUCUAGUUUCUCUGAUCUUAUAGUUUAGUUUCUGUUUAAUCAUGUUUGCUGCUAGUUCUCAACUCAUACUCUGACUAAAUUUUCUUCAGUGGUACUCACAAAUAUUUGCCUUAAUGUCUUGGACUGCUCAUUGUAUUUGAUUUUUAGAAAGUUUCAUGAUCCCUUUCUCUAUCUAGCAUUCUCCUUUCCUGUUCAAUUGGAUAGGCAUGCAUUCAAAAUGAAGGUAGGUUUGGUAAAUAAUAAAACACCAAAUUUUGUGAAAUUCUUAUCAUGCUCAUUUUGCUUUAUCUGGAUUCUAUUAAAUUUUCUGAAUUUUUAUUAUUUGCUCUGCAAUUUACCAUGCUGUGAUGUUCCAAACUCAAGCUGGGCUGGGCAGGUCCCAUUGUCUUUGUUGACCACUAACGUUGGAUUUC